Molecule: messenger RNA, 1203 nt
Organism: Aspergillus caelatus
Lineage: Eukaryota; Fungi; Ascomycota; Eurotiomycetes; Eurotiales; Aspergillaceae
Product: HVSL domain-containing protein
Exons: 3
Biological process (GO): U6 snRNA 3'-end processing
Cellular component (GO): nucleus
Molecular function (GO): 3'-5'-RNA exonuclease activity
Source: RefSeq, a predicted model, not a curated record
GAUGGCGUUGGUUCAAUAUUCGGAUUCAGAGUCCGAGGAAGAUGCUUCACAUAGUGAAAUCCCCCCCAGGCCAGCCAAGAGACUGCGGCAAGAAAGCGCUGCCACACCGGUCUCAUCUCUCCCUCCACUUCCGAACGCCUUUCAUGAUCUAUAUGCAUCGAGCACUCGUAUUAGUGUAAAAGAUGAUCCAAGCCUCCAUGGGGGCCGUAAAAGGGCCAUUCCGCACGUUGAAGGAAACUGGCCGACUCAUAUCUAUCUAGAGUGGUAUCCGUCGAAAGGAGAGCUGUCCACCUUAAGCAAUGUUAUUGCGCAGGUGGAGGGAAGCCUUAGAAAAAGUAAAGUGGAGCUCAAUAGCUUGCUGCGUAGUGAUCUUGGCGCACAACUCCCACUGCAUAUCAGCCUCUCAAGGCCGGUAGUUCUUCGGACUGAGCAGAGGCAAUCAUUUUUGGAAACUUUUAAAUCCGCCAUUCAAGAUUCAAACAUACAAGCGUUCAAUACGACAACGGAAGGCUUACACUGUGUGUCCAAUUAUGAAAAGACACGAUGGUUUUAUGUUCUGCGAGUGAAAAAGCCAGAAAAUGACGCCCUCAACUGCCUUCUGAAACUCUCAAAUCGAUCAUUAGCUUUAUUUAGCCAGCCACCGCUCUACGAGGCUUCACCGCAUGCCUUGAAGGCAGAUGCAAGUGCUAGCACCCCUAUGCAAUGGCAGCGAGGUGGUUUUGCAGACUAUUCCCACUGCUUUCACAUCUCUUUGGCUUGGAGCUUGACAGAACCUUCUCCCGAUGAAAGGGACCAAAUCGCGAAUAUAGAGCUUCGAGAACUUAGUGAUUUAAGGGUCUACUUCGACCGCGUGAAGGCGAAGAUUGGCAACAAUAUAACGAGCAUGCCGCUUGCUAGUCUGCUGGGGUAAUUAGUUAGGAAAGAACGGAGAAUUUAUUUCUCCCGUGAUAUGUGAACAUCAUUGAUCGACGCCUUGCAUUAACACUUACAGUGCAGCUCCUGGACGAACAACUGCAGGAUCAGCUGACUAGUCACUAGUCACUGUCCCAGUGAUCCAAGCGCAAAUAAUAAUAAGGAGAAGAUUGGAGGGUAGGGGAAAAAGGCUGCUUGGUUAAGUUCAGAAGUCCACGAUCGGCCGACGAGAAAGAUUCUAUGGAAGGCAUUAUGUAUCCAUCAUGUUAGUACUACUCUCAACCUGCGUGG